Molecule: messenger RNA, 5371 nt
Organism: Sardina pilchardus (European sardine)
Lineage: Eukaryota; Metazoa; Chordata; Actinopteri; Clupeiformes; Clupeidae
Gene: pkd2
Product: polycystic kidney disease 2
Exons: 15
Coding region: 447-3188 (913 amino acids)
Biological process (GO): detection of mechanical stimulus; potassium ion transmembrane transport; release of sequestered calcium ion into cytosol
Cellular component (GO): membrane
Molecular function (GO): voltage-gated sodium channel activity; calcium ion binding; muscle alpha-actinin binding
Source: RefSeq, a predicted model, not a curated record
CAACUGGGUACAAGAUGGCUGUCUGGAAACGAAGAAUUUGUUUUGCAUCUUUGUAAGAAUCAGUUAUUGUUUAAGGACUGUAGCUAACAGAAAAUAAUUUUCUGGUCAGGCAGUUUGUUAGGCCUAUGUUUGUGCCAAUUACGCAGUUGCGAACACGCUUCAAGAAUCUCCAAAAAGUUAAGUUGGAUUUAGCCUAAGUUGUUUCAUGCGUAGCCUAAGCUACUCUAUGAAAAGCUGAGAAUACAGUUAGGUAGGCUAUUAUAGAGAAACGGAAUUGUUUUGAGUUGGGAGUUUACAUGCAUUUUAAAGUUGGCUAGUCAACUUUUUUGUUAGUUGUUCGCUGUGAGCGUGGGUUUGGGAAUUCACUCCAGUUAAUCUAGCUACUUCUUUAGCACCAACAUUCGGUGACAACCUAAAUGUUCAGACUGCAGUAACAGUUUACAACUAUGAGUUCCCCGCGAAUCAAGACUAAUCAGUCUCAAAAUCAGAACGCCCGACCAACAGCGGAUGCUGUGGGUGUAUCUUUGCCGCAUAGACUGGAUUCAAGCGAGGGCAUUGAGAUGGAAAGAAUCCAUCAUCAGAAUUUAGACCCUGGAGCAACCCCGGGCACGCCAUCGCCCCCCACCUCAAGCUCAAGGCAAGCCUGGAGCCGUGACAACCCUGGGUUUGAGCCCGAAGAGGAGAUGAUGGAAUCAGACUGGCCGCCAGCGAGUCCUGGCCGAAGGUCCGUGUCCACGGGUUCGAGUAGCAGUGGGAGCAGCGGCCUUGGAAGCUUCACCGGGGGUAGCAGUACGCGGAUACAUAGAGGACUUUACCCAACACCUACUGUGGAUCUCCCUCAACAGGAGAGGCAUGAUCAUCGUAGUUGCGGCAAGAGGAUCCUUGAGAAAAUAAGAAUUUUGUGGGGCACACGGCUUUUAGAGGACAGCGACAGUAGCAGGGAGAGAUACCUGAAGAAUGUUCUCCGCGAGAUGGUCACCUACAUCGUCUUCCUCAUCACUCUGUGCAUCUUGACAUAUGGGAUGGUGAGCACCAACAUGUACUAUUACACCAAAGUCAUGUCUCAACUGUUCCUGGACACACCAAUAGCCAAUGGAGAUCCAACCUCAUUUAAAACCGUAUCUUCCAUGGAUGACUUCUGGAAGUAUGCAGAAGGGCCCUUUCUCAAUGGGAUGUACUGGGAAGUGUGGUACAACAACAAGACCCUUCAGGAGAACCAGAGCCUCAUCUACUACGAGAACCUCCUGCUUGGGGUCCCACGCCUUCGGCAGGUCAAAGUUAGAAAUGAAUCUUGCACUGUCCAUGAAGACCUGAGGGACAGGGUGCAGGACUGCUACAGCAUGUACUCUCCUACCAAUGAAGACAGAGCCGCAUUUGGGCUCAAGAAGGGCACCCCGUGGGUGUACUCGGACGGCAGUAGCCUGGGCGGAGGCAGCCACUGGGGGGAGGUGGGCACCUACGGAGCGGGCGGGUACUACCAGGACCUGUCCCGAGGCCGAGACGAGUCAGCCAAUCAGCUGCAAGCGCUGAAGAACAAUCUGUGGUUGGACCGUGGCACCAGAGCCGUGUUUCUGGACUUCUCUGUCUACAAUGGAAACAUCAACCUCUUCUGCAUCGUCAGGCUAGUGGUUGAGUUCCCAGCCACGGGGGGUGCCCUAACCUCCUGGCAGUUCCAGACGGUGCGUCUGAUCCGCUACGUGUCCAGCUGGGACUGCUUCGUGGGGCUGUGUGAGGUGGCCUUCUGCUUCUUCGUGCUCUACUACCUUGUGGAGGAGGCGCUGGAGAUUCGCCUGCACCGCCUGCACUACUUCAAGAACCUGUGGAACUGCCUGGACGUCCUGCUCAUCAUACUGUGUGUCCCGGCCAGCAUCAUGAACAUCUGCAGGACGGCCAUGGUGAACAGCAACCUCCAGUAUCUGCUGGACCACACCUCCCAUCCUAAUUUUGUGUCCCUGGCACAACUCCAGGUGCAGUUCAAUAACCUGGCCGCCAUCAUUGUCUUCCUCGCUUGGGUGAAGCUCUUCAAGUUCAUCAACUUCAACAAGACGAUGAGCCAGUUGUCCACCACCAUGUCCCGUUGUGCCAAGGACCUCAUAGGCUUCGCCAUCAUGUUCUUCAUCAUCUUCCUCGCUUAUGCCCAGUUGGGUUAUCUGGUGUUUGGGACCCAAGUGGAUGACUUCAGCACCUUCCAAGCAUGCAUAUUCACACAGUUCCGGAUCCUUCUGGGAGAUUUUGACUUCUCAGAGAUCGAAGAGGCUAAUGGGAUUCUGGGACCAAUUUACUUCAGCUCGUUUGUCUUCUUCAUGUUCUUCAUCUUACUGAACAUGUUUUUGGCCAUCAUCAACGACACUUACUCCGAAGUUAAAACCGACAUGUCCCAGCAGCGUUCUGAGAUGGAGAUGAGUGACCUCAUCAAGAAGGGUUACAACAAAGCCAUGGUGAAGCUGCGGCUGAAGAAGACCACUGUGGACGACAUCUCAGACAGCCUGCGCCAGGCGGGAGGGAAGCUCAACUUCGACGAGCUCCGCCAGGACCUCAAAGGGAAGGGACACACAGAUGCUGAGAUCGAGGCCAUCUUUGCCAAGUAUGACCUCGACGGGGACCAGGAGCUGACUGAGCACGAGCACCAGCAGAUGAGAGACGACCUGGAGAAAGAGAGAGAGGACUUGGAUCUGGAGCGGAGCACGCUGCCCAGGCCAAUGAGCGGGCGGAGCUUGUCCCGUAGCCAGGACGACUCGGAGGAGGAUGACGACGAAGACAGCGGCCACAGCUCCCGUCGCCGUGGGAGCAGCUCUGGAGGCGUGUCCUACGAGGAGUUCCAAGUCUUGGUGCGGAGGGUGGACCGUAUGGAGCACUCCAUCGGUAGCAUCGUGUCCAAGAUCGAUGCGGUCAUUGUGAAGCUGGAGGCCAUGGAGCGAGCCAAGCUGAAGAGGAAGGAUGUGCUGGGCAGACUGCUGGACGGAAUGACAGAGGAUGAGCGCGCGGGCAGGGAUCCCGAGCAGCACCGGGAGCAGAUGGAGCGGCUGGUGAGGGAGGAGCUGGAACGCUGGGAGUCAGACGACACCAUCUCCCAGGUCAGUCAUCAGCAAGGCACUCCCAUUGGUCCAGGAGCUCCGCACCGCCCACGCAGCGCCCGCCCCUCCUCCUCGUUGUCCACUGAGGGCGCAGAAGCCCCGGGCAGCGUGUGAGAAGACCCCUCCCCCUUACGUUGCAUAAUGUUCAAUGUUUUUUCAAAGAAGUGAUGCUGGACCAAAUGAAAGAAGUAACUCUACAAUAACUAGAAAAGCACUCAGAGAGCGCAGACCUCCGUCUGGAUUGUUCUUCCUAGGUUGUCAUACAUUUGAACCUAAACUAUUCAGAUCGCCACCACGUGGCCAUACCAUGCCAUUACACCCCUAAGCGAAACACAUAAACGGCUCUGGAUUCAUCGAAAUCCAUCCGUUACUUUUUGAGUUAUCUUGCUAACAAACAGACAGACAGACAAACAGACAGGCAAACAAACAGACAAACAUACGCCGGUCCCCGAUGAAAACAUAACCUCCUUGGCGGAGGAAAUUAGGGCCAAGAGAAAGACAAUUCAAUUCUGCUGCUUUGCCAGGUCUGUAUGUGAAGAUGGCAAUUGACAACCCAUUGACAACCCCACCCUUAGUAUGCCAUUCGUUGUGAAAUAGUGGCUGGUCACUUUUUAAGAUGCAUUGCUGGGUUUUUAGCAUCUACCAGAGUGAAAAAAACGCCUUUCAUUAUAUUGGUCUGAAGGCUAAUCAUGAGUAUGUGUUCUUCACCGUCACUUGAUUUGACUUGGAUGAAAGGGACUUGUAUGCGUUGUUAGCAUACUGUAGCUCUUGCUGAUUGAGUGCAAAUAUUUCUUUAGUCAAGCUUGCAUUGCAUGGUUAGGCCUUCCUGUUGGACAAAGAAAAGUCUUCAGUGCAAUUUGAGUAAAACAUUUCAUUUCUGUGCUUAAUCUUAUGAAGGAAUUAUGCAUGUGUUCACUGCUGUGCAAUACAAAAUAUAGGGCAACAUUACCAAUAGUGUUAUAACACAAUAAUGAAGGAUGCAGUAUUAUAUUCUUAUCACAAGAAAAUGAGCAAUUUGCACAUCAACAUACUCAACAUCAGCAAGCACCGAAGACACGGUGUGAAAGUUGAGGAGGACUAUUUGAAGGCUUCAUUGGCCUCUGCAGAACAACAGUCUGUUGUUGAUCACACACACAGGUACACUCAUAUUGCAUGCAUGGGCUGUAUAAAGCUUAUGAAACACAGUUACGUUCCAUAUGUAUAUGACACAUGGUGAAGUUCAAGGAUGGUUUGGACCUGAACAGAUUUUACUGAAGGGUUUGGGUGCAAGUUCAUACUGACAGUAGCCACGUUUAUAUGGACAGUUUCUUGUCAUUCCGAUUAAGCAUUCCGAUUGAAAAAUGCCUUCCGUUUACAUGGGGUACUUUCUAUUCCGAUCAGGUACUCUCAAGCGCUGUAGAAUGUUUGAUCGGAAUAGCCGUUGUUGCCUAAUUUUCCUUGAGAAGAUACAGCAGUCAGUCCGAAUGACCGCAUGAGUGUUCAUUUGGAAUAGGAGCGGACUACAACACCACCCAGAAUUCUGAUUAAAAUUUUGAUCGGAUCAGGAAUUUUUUUUUUUUUAAAGGUUAUUUUUUGGGCUUUUUAUGCCUUUAAUUGGACAGGACAGUAGAGAGAAUGACAGGAAGCGAGUGGGAGAGAGAGCUGGGGUGGGAUCCGGAAAGGACCACGGGGCGGGAAUCGAACCCGGGUCGCCAGUGUGCAGUGCAGGUGCCCCAGCCAGUUGCGCCACGGCUGGGGCCCGGAACAGGAAUAUUUUUUAUUCUGACUCUGGUGUUUAUAUGACAAUUUUUAUUCCGACUGAGCUAUUAUUCCGUUUCUAAUCGGAAUAGAAGUGUCCAUGUAAACGUGGCUAGUGACAGUUGUUAUGAUGAAUUAAAGGGAACCAGUACUACAUCAUUUCCAUCUGCCUUCCUGUUGUGUCAGCCAUGAGCUUUUGUGUUUAUUUUUAUCAAAGAAUAGCUCUGCAGGUACACGCAAUAUUGAAUUCACUGUUCACUUUUAUAUUUAAGGUACAGACGUGUGGCACAUUUGGUCAGGCAUGUUUUUAUAUAUACAGUAUAUAUAUAAGCUUGGUCACAGUUAACUCUCUUAUAUAUGAACACAUAUGGUACAUAUUGUAAGUUCAAACAAACUUCGAUUUGGAGUGCAUCUUAGGUUCAUGGGAAACCCAUGUGUACAUUUUGGUACAAUUUUGUACUUUGUGGAAUUGAUGUUUGGAGCUCAAGUGUGUUUUAUAUCAUUUUCCGACAUUAUAUUGAGAAUGUGUUGAUAUUCACAAUAAAAUCUUGUAGAAAGAC